Messenger RNA from Syngnathoides biaculeatus (alligator pipefish), 3083 nucleotides. RefSeq names its product endothelial PAS domain protein 1a (gene epas1a). The transcript is spliced from 9 exons. The record is from RefSeq and is a predicted model, not a curated record. Gene Ontology annotation, biological process: regulation of transcription by RNA polymerase II; cellular response to hypoxia. Bases 1380 to 2462 code for a protein of 360 amino acids. NCBI's taxonomy places the organism in Eukaryota, Metazoa, Chordata, Actinopteri, Syngnathiformes, Syngnathidae. Gene Ontology annotation, molecular function: RNA polymerase II transcription regulatory region sequence-specific DNA binding; DNA-binding transcription factor activity, RNA polymerase II-specific; protein dimerization activity.
CACAAACGCAAACGAUUUGCCGUAAUUUCCGGCCUACAAGUUUUUCCACACGCUUUCAACCUUGCGGUUUAUGUGGCGAUACGGCACUAGCGUUAAACCUAAUGGUUAUGAGCCUCGGUACACAGAAAGAGCCGUGCUAGCAUUAGCGCACCUGGUUAUAAGCCUCGGCGCACAGAAAGAGUUUAACGUUAGUGCGGUGCUAGCAUUAGCGCACCUUCUUAUGAGCCUCAGUACACAGAAAGAGCCACGUUAGCGUUAGCGCACCUGGUUAUGAGCCUCACUACACAGAGCCGCACUAGCGUUAGCACGCCUGGUUAUGAGCCUCGGCACACAGAGUUUAACGCGAGCGUUAGCGCGGUGCUAUCAUUAGCGCACCUGGUUAUGAGCCACGCUACACAGAAAGAGCCGCGCUAGCAUUAGCGCACCUGGUUAUAAGCCUCGGCGUACAGAAAGAGUUUAACGUUAGUGCGGUGCUAGCAUUAGCGCACCUUCUUAUGAGCCUCAGUACACAGAAAGAGCCACGUUAGCGUUAGCGCACCUGGUUAUGAGCCUCACAGAGCCGCACUAGCGUUAGCACGCCUGGUUAUGAGCCUCGGCACACAGAGUUUAACGCGAGCGUUAGCGCGGUGCUAUCAUUAGCGCACCUGGUUAUGAGCCUCGCUACACAGAAAGAGCCGCGCUAGCAUUAGCGCACCUGGUUAAAAGCCUCGGCACACAGAAAGAGUUUAACGCUAGCUAGCUAGCUAGAUAACCAGGUGCGCUCUGCAGGCCGGGAAUUACGGUACAUGUCCCGCCAAUAACGUCCACAGAAGAAUUUCCCGUAGCGAUGCCGACGACCUGUCGGCCCCCACGUGGUGCACAUGCCAGAAAUGAAUAUGCAGUACACGCGCACACCCAUCCACACAAGUACUCCUGUUGUUUAAGAGGAGUGGUGUGUGUGUGUAUCUUCGCACAAUCCAAGGAUUAGCGUGAUCCCGGUCACACUAUCUUACUCUGUGCCAAAAAAAAAAAAUAUAUAUAUAUAUAUAUAUAUAUAUAUAUAUGAAAAAGCAAAAGAUAAAACAAAGCAAUGUAGUGCGGCCGGCGGGCGCCCGUCGUCUGUCUGCUGUCCGUCUGUCUGCUCUGACUCCCAAUAAAUUAAAAAAAAAAAACUAACAAACGAGCCCAAAAAAACAGCCGAGCUGGUGGCAGCACUCCUCCCGCGUCCUUCCUUCCUUCCUCUUUUUUGUUUUUUUUUAAAUUAUAAUUUUUUUUGUGGUCACGCUGAUGAGGUGGCGGGGGGUGGGGGGGGGUAUGCACUUCCUGCACGCGGCUGACCUUUUGACGUCAAAUUGAUGCCUGACUGACGGACCGACAAACCGUCUUCGACGCUCAACGCGAUGAAAGUCGACAAGGAGCGAAGAAGGGCGAUCAGCCGCGAGGCCGCCAGGAAGAGGCGGCGGGCGGAGGCCGACGUCUUUGCGGAUCUGCUGCGGCUGCUGCCCCUGCGGGCGUCCGUCAGGGCUCAGCUGGACAAGCCGUCCGUGAUCCGCCUGGCGCUCUGCUACGUCCGACUCAAAACGCUGCUCCGAGACGCGAUGUUCGCGUCUCCGUUUUUCACGGGAGCAGCCGAGCUCCGUCAGAAUUCGGAAAGCGAGACGGAGGCCGUGGACGAGACCGACGUCUACCUGAGGGUCCUGGAGGGAUUCGUCAUGGUGCUCUCAUCCGAGGGCGACAUGAUGUUCCUGUCCGACAACGUCGGCCGCUACCUGGGCCUGACGCAGACUGAGCUGAUGGGCCACAAUAUUUUUGAGUUUACUCACCCGUGCGACCACGAAGAAAUUCGAAGUGUCCUCCACUUUUCUGCAGGCGAGCCUUGGAGCGACGCAAAGUGCGACUUUGUGAUGAGGAUUAAAAGCACGCUAACCCCCCGAGGGCGAAGCACCAACCUCAAGUCGGCCACCUGGAAGGUGUUGCACUGCCAGGGCCGAGCGGCGACCUGCGCCGACCCCUUCCUGACCUCCUGCCUGCUGCUGACCUGUCGUCCUCUUCCCGUGUCUCACACGCUCCUCUGCUCUCGCACCUUCAGCAGCGAGCACAGCAUGGACAUGAGGUUCACGCACUGCGACCACAGAGUGACGUCAAUUUUAGGGUACCCGCCCCACGAGCUGGUGGGUCGCUCCAUCUACGAGCUCUGCCACACGCUGGACGUCGUCUGUUUGCGCAAAUACCACAUCGACUUGUACUCCAAGAGCCAGUCGGUGAGCGGUCGCUACAGGAUGCUGGCGAGGGGCGGCGGCUACGUGUGGGCGGAGAGCCACAGCGCCGCGGUCCCGGGGCCCCGGGCGCCCAAGUCGAGAGCCGGGCACCCGCAGCCCCGCUUGAUCCUCUCCGUCACCUACGUGCUAAGCAGCGUGGAGGAGGCCUUCCUGCAGCUCUCCCUGGAACAAAAAAUGCAGCACGGCUACGUGAGCCGCGGAUAAGGAAGACCCGCACACCCCAAAACGUGCUAAUAGCUGUCACGAGUACACCCGCGAAAAAGUCCCGAGAACCCAUCAAUCGGCAAGUCUGCCAUUUUAGUUCAAAGCGUCCAUUUUAGGCUCGGUUCUGCCUCCAUUUCUUUUAAUCACCCGCGUAAGACUAAAAGGCCCGAAAACGAUCGCACGUGGCCCCGUUUGACUCGUUCCCGACCCCGCGCUCGACUUCCUUUGGGGUUUCCUCCCGGGGGUCACCUGACGCGCGAGGCGACGGCGAAGGCGUCAGACGUUCGGCCGCGCGGCGAGCGCGCGUAACGACGGGGCGGCCGCAACUUCCUGAAGAGAUUCGUUCUCGUGGGAAACUUUUCAACUUUUCGCGCACUUUCGAUUCAACCGAUUUUACGACGGCGACGAGGUGUUCUCGGGUUCACGAUGUGCGGUUUAUAUGCAGCUGAUUUUUUUUUUUUUUUACUCCAUUUCAUUUAGUAAUUAAAGAAUUGUCGUCCAUAUUCUGUUAAGCCAGAGCGCCCAUUGUAAAUUAUAUGAAUCCGCCUGGAUUCGGACCCCGAAAACGCUGAACUGCGAGGCAGACAUGUUAACCACUAGGGGACUGUGCUGCCCUUAUUC